AUGUCAUCAAUUCUCCGCCAAAUUGUCGCUGGUCCACGACUGCAGCACCAUGAAGCUGGUCUAGAUCUCUGCUACGUGACCAACAACAUCAUCGCAACCUCAGGGCCCUCCGCAACCUAUCCACAGCGCGCAUACCGUAAUCCCCUCGACUCGUUAGUCUCUUUUCUCGACUCGAAACAUGGCAAAAAUUGGUGUAUUUGGGAGUUCCGCGCCGAAGGCACCGGCUACCCAGACGAGGAAGUAUAUGGCCGAAUUCACCAUUUCCCGUGGCCGGAUCACCAUCCGCCACCCUUUGCGCUGAUUCCUAACAUUAUGGGGAGUAUGCGAAACUGGUUACACAGGCUGGAUGGGAAGGAAGACGAUGAACCCGGUGAGCGAGUGGCUGUUGUGCAUUGCAAGGCUGGGAAGGGGCGGAGUGGGACCGCUGCGACGGGGUACCUCAUUAGUCAGGAGGGGUGGAAGAAAGAGGAUGCGUUGAAGCGGUUUACGGAGAGGAGGAUGCGCGUGGGAUUCGGGAAUGGAGUCAGCAUUCCUAGUCAGAUACGGUACGUUGGGUAUAUUGAUCUGUGGGCGAAUGAGCUAGGAAAGGAGUACGUGGAGCGGCCUGUUGAGAUCCUCGAGGUGCAUCUUUGCGGCUUGAGAGAGGGUGUCAAGGUGGCUGUGCAAGGUUUCGCCGAGCAAGGCAAGAAGAUCAAGGGACUCCAUCUGUUCCACCGCAGCGAGCGGACUGUCGUUGCAAAAGGAAACCCCCUUAAGAAAGAUGGCAACGGCAGCAAGGAAAACCUGGAUAAAUCAACCGUUCAAUCGUCUGCAACAUGGUCGCCCGCCCAAUCUGAAGAUUCCGCGACCCCGUCUGCAUCGGCAUCUGAUCUGACACGCCGAUCAACCGUGUCCUCAAGCCGCAACCUAGCUGCAGUGAUAUUCCGCCCCGCAAAACCCCUCAUCGUGCCAGGAUCAGACGUGAAUAUCGACUUCGAGAGACGCAGCAAAGCCGCUUAUACAGGUUUCGCCAUGGUAACAUCCGUCGCGCACGUCUGGUUCAACGCCUACUUCGAAGGCGGCAAAGACCAUGAUUCGGGAGUUUUCGAGAUCGACUGGGAGGCAAUGGAUGGAAUCAAAGGCAGUGCGAAGAAGGGCACACGUGCAUUCGAGCGUCUCAAGGUGGUAUGGCGGUACCCAUUUCCGCCAUUUGAUGCGCAGAAGAAAGAUGAAGCCAAAGUCACGACCAGCAAAUCAAUCAACGAACCGAAACCAGGCGAGCCUAUUCCUGAAAGUGGCCCUGCCGAUUGGCGACCGCAGGAACCAACGCAAGAUUCAGACGCCCAAGCUAGUGAUUCUGAACACAGGGAAAAGGAGAACCAACCUCCUCAGGAUAAACAAGCUAAGCACACAUCGACAGGAAGUAAGCUAUUAGCUGUUGGUGUGGGAUCAUUACAUGAGCUUGAGAAAUCAUUAGGACUGCGCAAGCAGACUGAUGAAAGCAAGGAUGUAAGCUUGGCUGGGAGUGAUGAUGAGGCAUACUCUAUUCGGUCGACGACUGAUGAUGAGGAAAAGCUGAAGGACGGCAAUGGGGAUUUGGAGGGAGUAAAGUCCCACUUUGAGAAGAAUGCGGACAAUGGCCCGAAGGAUGGAAAGACAACAUAG
Penicillium maclennaniae is the source of this 1644-nucleotide messenger RNA. Its product is annotated as putative phosphatidylinositol-3,4,5-trisphosphate 3-phosphatase. Gene Ontology annotation, cellular component: plasma membrane; nucleus; cell projection. The transcript has 3 exons. Bases 1 to 1644 code for a protein of 547 amino acids. The record is from RefSeq and is a predicted model, not a curated record. NCBI's taxonomy places the organism in Eukaryota, Fungi, Ascomycota, Eurotiomycetes, Eurotiales, Aspergillaceae. Gene Ontology annotation, molecular function: protein tyrosine phosphatase activity; phosphatidylinositol-3,4,5-trisphosphate 3-phosphatase activity. Gene Ontology annotation, biological process: phosphatidylinositol dephosphorylation; cell motility; negative regulation of cell population proliferation.